AUGGUUGGACAGCACGAUGAAAAUAUGUUAUCUGAUAUGUUGCCUAUAUAUUACAGUAGGCUUUUUCCACAAAAUGUUUUUUGUAGAUGGCUCAGUUGUGGGAGCGCACCGCAGCCACUCUCAAACAGAGAGUUGUCAUUUACUCUAGCUGAUGAUGUUUAUUUGCGUUAUUUAUCUAUCAGUAAUCAAAAAGAAUUGCAAACAUUGCUACAAAAGAAAUGUCCACAUAAGUUGGAUAUUGGUGCAGUGUAUAACACCAAACCUUCUGUGGGGCGCCAUGAUGCAGUAGUGUUAGCAAGAGAACUCGUGUUUGAUAUAGAUCUUACAGAUUAUGAUGAAAUAAGAACAUGCUGUCAAGAAGCUAAAGUUUGUGAGAAAUGUUGGAUGUUUAUGGUGAUUGCUUGUGAAAUUAUUGAUAAAGCACUGAAAGAGGACUUCGGUUUCCAGAGCAUAUUGUGGGUGUUUUCUGGCAGGAGAGGUAUUCAUUGCUGGGUUUCAGACCAUGAGGCCAGAACACUGGACAGUCCUGGCAGAGGUGCAGUAGCUGACUACUUAUGUCUCAUCACAGGAGGAGAUAAUCAAAAUAAAAAAGUACAUUUGGGUAGUGAUAAUCUGCAUUCAAGUAUCAGACGGGCGCUUAAUAUUAUUGAUAAAUAUUUUGAACAGUUGUUGCAAGAUCAAGGAUUCUUCAGUACUCCAGAAAGACUAGAGAAGCUUUCAAAAAUGAUACCUGAUGAAGCAUUAAGAUCUCAAGUUCAAAAAAACCUAGACAGUAUGUCAGAUAAUUCACUUGAUAGAUGGAAAACAUUUAUAAACACAUAUGAAAAUUACUGUAGAGAGACAGGAAUCAAUGUCAGAAAAAUAAGAUACCUUGUUGAAGAAAUUAAAAUACAAUAUUGUUACCCUAGACUCGAUGUGAACGUAACUAAAGGUUUCAACCACUUGCUCAAGUCACCAUUCAGUAUACAUCCUAAAACUGGAAAAGUUUCAGUGGUAUUCAAACCAAGCAAUGCAAAGAAUAUUAAACUAGAUGAAAUACCUUCAAUCCAUAGUCUUUUGGAUGAUAGUUCCCCUGACAAUGCACAACAUCAAGCAAACAUGAGAACAGCUGUUAAAAAUUUUCAAGAAGUUGUAUUUUCUUUGGAAAAAUUGGAAGCAAUUAGGAAAAAAAAUGAUGCCAAUGUUUCACUAGAGUUUUGA
Arctia plantaginis is the source of this 1200-nucleotide messenger RNA. Lineage: Eukaryota; Metazoa; Arthropoda; Insecta; Lepidoptera; Erebidae. The record is from the annotation of a GenBank genome assembly.